This is a messenger RNA of Sclerotinia sclerotiorum 1980 UF-70, 132 nucleotides long. RefSeq lists its product with no specific name. The transcript has 2 exons. Bases 1 to 132 code for a protein of 43 amino acids. Lineage: Eukaryota; Fungi; Ascomycota; Leotiomycetes; Helotiales; Sclerotiniaceae. The record is from RefSeq and is a predicted model, not a curated record.
AUGCAGAUUUGGAAGACCACACUAGACAUGUCGUUGGAAGGAUUUGUGAAGGAGGUACAAGGAGAAAAGGUAAGGUACGAUGUUACAUUCAACAUUCUGCUGUAUGACGCCUACCAUGUGAGCCAAGGUUAG